Penicilliopsis zonata CBS 506.65 is the source of this 3272-nucleotide messenger RNA. RefSeq lists its product as hypothetical. The transcript has 7 exons. Gene Ontology annotation, molecular function: mRNA 3'-UTR binding. Gene Ontology annotation, biological process: post-transcriptional regulation of gene expression. The coding region runs from base 271 to 2826 and encodes 851 amino acids. Gene Ontology annotation, cellular component: cytoplasm. The record is from RefSeq and is a predicted model, not a curated record. NCBI's taxonomy places the organism in Eukaryota, Fungi, Ascomycota, Eurotiomycetes, Eurotiales, Aspergillaceae.
ACUGCUAUCUAUUCCAAUCUUUUGCUCUUCACAAAAAUUAAUGUUAUCUAAGAGAGUAUUUCGAGUCAAGCUGACCUGUUGCUCUCAGCACAUUUGGAUUUUGAAAUUGUUCUAGCUUUGUCAAACUACAAAUCUCAUCACCAUUGACCAGAAGCUACUGCUUGUGAUAUCCUCAUUGGCAGUCCAACCAGCUGUCUUGGACAUUGGGUGUCUAGAAUUUCGUUUCUGUCAUCAAGUCCACUUCCGAGCGGGUAUACACUCGUCAAAGGAAUGUCUCAGCUCAGCAACGAUGAUGCCGAGGCAAGUCCGGGGUUCGGACGCGCAGGAGUAUCGAUAAACAGGCCCUCUGGCACUUUCAGCGGCCAGCUUGAUCCUCUUGUAACUUCCAAAUUGGGGAACUCUCAACCCCCGCCAGUGGAAGAUAACAAUACACCUGCUUACAAGAAGCAGAAACUGGAGCAUUUCAAUAUUUCAUCUUCCUUCUCCCAAACCUCUGAUCUGGAGAAAAUCCUGGCAAAGCUCUCUCCUAAGCAACAGCCAUCUGAUGCUUGUGCCACAAACCAGGAGAUCCUUACGCGCCUUUCUCAACAACAAGCCAUGUUGAAAAAGCAGCAUACUCUCCUGGCCAGCAAUCAUACUCUCUCGAGCAUUCAUCCAACAACUGACAGCCUGUCCAGUCUGCUAGCCAUCGCUCCUGGAACCGAACCUGUUUCAAUUCAACCAUGGGCUGAUAGCGAUGAGCGCGAAGCAAGCAACAUAGAAGACCCAUCUGAAAUUACCCGCUUAAAGCAAGAGUUGCUUGCGGCAAAUUCGAAAAUUGCUCUUCAAGAACAAGAGCUUGCACAGACCCGUGUCAUAAAGCAUACUCUUGAUCAAGCCCUCGGGCCUCCGUCUGAAGUUGACUUCGGUGGUAGGGAUGUUACCGAGCAAACUCUCAGCAAUUUGCAAAAUGCCUUUAACGCCUCAAACCAAUCAUUCGGACACUUUCAGGGCUCCUGGAAUACACAAGAAGAUGCGCGGUCCGACUUGUCUGAUGCUCUUUCAGCUGGCACAUUCAACAAAGCUCGCGGGGUUUGGAUGCCACCGUCUCAGCCAGUAUUUGGAGCAACUACGGAUUCUCUGGCCACGGACAAAACCGGCAUUGGAUUUGAUCAUGUCUCUGGCCCAAGUAGGUCCCUGGGCCAAGAAUUGAACGGGUUCUGGGCUCAGUCGGUGAAUUCUGAGGUACAAGGCGGGAGUCCCUUCCAGCUUCAUAAAGUACUGCCUGGCCCUUCUGUUACGUCCUCGAGACAAGAGCUGCGAUAUCCUGGAGAUCAAAGUCGGUUUUUUUCAGGGACUACGGGGAUCACUCAUCAAACUGUUAUACAAGGCCCUCGCCAAGGAUCUUGUUUUCCAACCCAUCCUUCUACAUGGGGAGCUUUCCCUACCGGGCUUCUUGGUAACUCUGUUCACACAUCACCCACAUCACCCACCAAUAGACGGUUAAGUCCAUUCCAGUCUGUCGGUAUGUAUCAGAUGCCGCCAUAUCAGCCUCGACCCGUGGGAACGCCGCUUUCCCCGACGGCUAGUGAGUUCACGUCAAAUAAUGCGAACGUGUCUGCAUGGGCAAAUUUAGUGGCACCCGUCGAUCCCAUUCAGACAUAUGUCUCGCCGCUUGAACCGCUCAAUUAUCGGCGACUCCUUGACAAGAACGUUUCCUGCGACUGGAAAUAUAUCGUGGACAAGAUUGUUUGCAACAAUGAUCAGCAAGCUUCAAUCUUUCUGCAGCAAAAACUCAAGGUUGGCACAGUUGAACAAAGAUACGACAUUGUCGAGGCCAUAGUCAACCAGGCAUAUCCCCUCAUGAUUAAUAGAUUUGGUAAUUUUCUUGUUCAAAGAUGUUUUGAGCAUGGAACCCCCGAGCAGGUCAUUGCCAUUGCUAGCGCAAUAAGAGGCAAUACUCUGAGCCUGAGUAUGGAUCCUUUCGGAUGCCAUGUGAUCCAGAAAGCUUUCGACUGUGUUCCCGAAGAACAGAAGGCAGCUAUGGUUCAUGAGCUACUGCGGAGGAUUCCGGAAACGGUGAUUCAUCGAUAUGCGUGCCAUGUUUGGCAGAAGCUAUUUGAACUGCGCUGGAGUGGCGAGCCUCCACAAAUUAUGGCGAAAGUCAACGAAGCUCUGCGCGGAAUGUGGCACGAAGUGGCUCUCGGAGAGACAGGUAGUCUAGUGGUACAGAAUAUCUUUGAAAAUUGCGUGGAGGACGAGAAGCGCCCGGCAAUAGAAGAAGUGCUCACCAAAAUUGAUGUGCUUGCCCAUGGCCAGUUUGGAAACUGGUGCAUUCAGCACAUCUGCGAACAUGGCGCCCCCCACGACAAGAGUCGAGCCAUUGAGCAUAUCUUGCUCUGGGCUGUGGACUAUAGCAUGGACCAGUUUGCUUCCAAGAUUGUCGAAAAAUGCCUGAAGAUCGGCGGAACCGAUUUUCUUGAUCGCUACCUUUCUCGAGUUUGUAUGGGUCGUUCGGACCGUCCAAGAAUGCCCCUCAUUGACAUUGCUGGCGACCAGUAUGGCAAUUACUUGAUCCAAUGGGUUCUCAUGAACGCUGCAAGUCAUCAACGUGAGCUUGUUGCCACUCACAUCCGAAAGCAUAUGGUAUCCUUGCGGGGCUCCAAAUUCGGUUCACGAGUGGCCAUGCUCUGCUGCAUCCAAGUACACAAUAAUCGAACAGGUCCCAGUUCCGGGUUUCCAAUUGGCCGGUUCAAUAAUUUCAACGACGACCGUUUCCAAGCCCCACCAGGUAGUCGAUUCAAUCGAAGCAACCAGUGGAAUCCAAACUACCCGCCAUUUCGUUAAAUUUCAAUACGUUCACGGGUCGAUUUUCAAAUAUAUCGUCGUCCAAAUCAAACCGUUCUAACGAAACGCCAUAGUAUUUUUUCUUUCCACCUACGACCUCGGCGUUAUUAAAGAUCUUCUUCCGUCUGAACUGCCUCUAUCUCUUUGGUGAUAUCAUACCUAGGCUGAUACCUUAGCCUUCAAUUACUCCGUUUACUGGUUUAAGGAUACUUAAAAAGUGGUCACCAAUGAAAGUUACUGCUUGAUAUCUCUUUCCCCUGUUUAUGUUUUUGUUCAUCACAAAAUCACAAAGCGGCUUUUAAUGCAAAUGUCUUUCUUCCCUCGAACUUACCCAAUUCGCCGAAGUUCUAAUCUGUCCUCCAGAGCCCGGGGAGUAAGGAUGUUGUGAUAGAGGCUUGGUUUAUUACGAGAAGUCUUGUCUAUCCUUUACUUCACAUCAAAAUUAU